Molecule: messenger RNA, 1186 nt
Organism: Durio zibethinus
Lineage: Eukaryota; Viridiplantae; Streptophyta; Magnoliopsida; Malvales; Malvaceae
Source: RefSeq, a predicted model, not a curated record
ACAAAUUUAUUAAAUAGGAGAAGUAACAUCAAUCCCAUGUUGUGUGAUAGAAUUUUUUUGUGCAUACAAUAGUUAAUAUGAGUUGCUUUUUAUAAUAUUUUUGUCAAUUACAUGUUAAUUAGUUUUAAGUUGGUUUAAUAUCAAAGAAGAGAAAUUAAUUGUUCCCAGAAUCUAAGUAGCAGAAAAGCAUGGACAUGUAGCACCCUACGUUUUUAGGCCCAUGUAGGUGUUGCCCUAUUGAAUGCAGUGCCAUCAACUAAAAGUGAAAGCUCUUCACGAGGAACAUCUAAAGAUGAAAGCACAAAGUCAUUGAAGUCGAAGAAAUCUAUGCCCAAUGUGGAAGCAGCUGCCAAAGCUGUGAGUAACCGGCUUAAUGCAGAAGCCUCUUGAAAAGGAAAAGUUGCCAUAAGAUCAGAAUCUAGCAACCACGCAACCAGUAACCGGCAUCAUAAUGCUGCAGAGAUGCAUCGGCGGAAGCUGAAGAAGCUGAUGGAUGAGAUGAAUGAGGAUAGUGAUGGUCGCUCAGCACCUAUUGUCAAACUGGGGGAUGCUUCGAUGGCAUCACAAUUUACAGCAAAGAAUGCAUCCGUUGCCGCAACCAUUGACAAAAUUCGUCAAGGAGGCAGCACCCUUGUGACUACCCUUCAAAUGUUCAAGAUACUUGGCCUUAACUACCUUGCCACGGCUAAUGUUUUAAGUGUGAUGUAUCUAGAUGGCGUCAAGCUGGGUGAUGUCCAGGCUAUGAUCAGUGGUUUAUUUACAGCUGCCUUUUUCCCGUUUAUCUCACAUGCUCGCCCACUGCCCAACCUUUCAGCUGCACGGCGGAAGCCCAAUAUUUUCUGCUUCUAUGUCUCCCUUUCUCUCAUGGGACAGUUUGCAAUCCACCUGUUUUUCUUGAUUUCUUCUGUGAAAGAGGCAAAGAAACACAUGCCUGAGGAGUGCGUUGAACCAGACUCUGAGUUUCACCCUAAUCUAGCGAACACAGUUUCAUAUAUGGUGAGCAAGCAUGAUGCUUCAGGUGGCUAUAUUUGCAGUGAACUACAUGGGACAUCCUUUCAACCAGGGCAUCCCCGAAAACAAACCAUUCUCGUACGCGCUUGUAGCUGCCGCUGGUUUCUUUGUGGUUAUAACUUCUGAUCUACUUAGGGACUUGAAUGAUUGGUUGAAGUUAGUUCCUUUGCCUGUU